Molecule: messenger RNA, 2602 nt
Organism: Tuber aestivum (summer truffle)
Lineage: Eukaryota; Fungi; Ascomycota; Pezizomycetes; Pezizales; Tuberaceae
Source: the annotation of a GenBank genome assembly
AUGAGCCCUCUUUAUGGCGCUUCUCUAGGUUAGUUAGCAUUAACUCUAGACCCACCACCAGCCACUGGUACCUUGACCCUUGACAAAAACCGCGAUGAGAUGACUAUCCGGUUGGCCCCGGACCCAACACCGCCCUUCCGCGAUACUGAUAGUGACAAAGGGGAUUCAAACCCGCGUAGAAUACUACGAGGGUGGUUCUACCCUCAGCAGGCCUUCGCCUAGAGAGGGCUUCAUUGACGAGAUCCAGGGUCCCACUAUGCGGCAAGUGCAACUUUUCCGAUACCAUUUUAUACCCCCACUUUAACCAGAGGCCAACUGAUAUAACGUCUUCCACCAGAAAAGGAUAUUUAUACCCCUUAUAUGCCUCGGUGGAUUACAAUCCCACCCCCAAGGCGCUCUCACUGUUUCCAAGCCCCUCGUGGGAGUCUGUUGUAAUGCGUUUUCGGCUUGUAACAUUUUUGUCUUUGGCCUUAGCGGUCUCCGUUACAGGACAUAUCCGACGACAGUUAGCUAUUCCCGGAAAGAUCAAUGGCCUCUACGCUAACACCAAGGUUCUUGGUCGUCGUUCCGCCCCCGGAAUCUUCCCUCGCGACAAAGACCCCGCCGUUAUCGCGACAAAAUAUCUAAGGUUAAUUGCGCCGGGUGUAAGCUUCCGCCAUAACAACGAUCAGUAUACCGACGCCGACACGGGAGUGACUCAUGUCUACUUCACACAGACCCUGAAUGGACUUGACAUCGAGAAUGCGCAGGCCAAUGUAAACAUCAGAAGCGAUGGUACUAUCCUCUCCGCAGGAACUUCGGUCACUACCCAGGGAUUGGACGGUCUCGCGCCCGUCCGCCGUGCGCAACUUCUAGAUCCUCUUGAGGCGCUCGAGGGGGUUGUUGAGACACUUGGGCUGCGUUUGAACAUUGAGUCUGCUCAGGCGGUGCCUGAGUCCUCCAUAACCGGGGGUGGGCUAUCUUUCAUCAUCACCGGAUCCAAGGGGGCUGUUUCAGUGAAUAUAUCCCCCCUAGCCCUCGAGUUCUCACCAGGUUAACCUUUUCAUGCGUAGGAACCGAAGGCAGACCUGGCCUACUAUAACACCCCCGAAGGCGUUAAACUCGUAUGGAAGCUCGAAACCGAUUUGAAUGAUAAUUGGCUUAUCUCCUACGCCAACGCACAGCAGAAAGGACAAGUGGAGGGUGCUGUUGACUACGUCAGUGAUGCUUCAUACGAAGUUUAGUAAGCUACCUCUGAUUAAUUUGACAUGGCUCAUCAGAUUCACUAACCAUUUCAUAGCAAAAUUGGUCUUAACGACCCCACCGAGGGCGCCCGCACACUUGAGGUCGACCCAGCCACCAAACAUGCAUCACCGGGUGGAUGGCACACCGCCGGGAAUGAAUCUUACAGGACCACUCGUGGCAACAACGGGAUUGCUCAAGAAAAUUGGGAUGGCGGAACAGAAUUCCUCAAGAACCGACGCCCUGAUGGUGGAAAACGCUUGAAGUUCAAUUUCCCAUACAGCCUCAACGAGACCAAACCGAAGAACUAUAUAAAAGCAGCCAUCACCCAGUUGUUUUAUACAGCAAACAUCUACCACGACCUUUUGGAGGUUCUCGGGUUCACCGAGGAGGCUGGUAACUUUGAAGAGGUUAACACUGGUUCCGGGGGGAUCGGAAAUGAUGCCGUGCAAUUGAACGCCCAGGAAGGUGCCGUGUUCAACGAUGCCAACUUUGCCAGCCCCGAGGAUGGAGUUCGCCCUAGAUUAGUACCUACUCCUGGGACGACUUCAAAAUUGAGCUAACGGAUGCGUCUAGCGAAUGUAUAUCUGGAACACCCCAGAAGGGGGCCCCGUCCAGCGAGAUGGCGACUUUGAUAACGGCAUUAUCAUCCACGAAUACACCCAUGGCCUCAGCAGUAGACUGACUGGAGGUCCUGCUCAGCCUACCUGUUUGAAUACAGUAGAAUCUCGAGGUAUGAGCGAGGGAUGGUCAGACUUCUAUGCCACAGCAAUUCGCAUUAAACCUAAAGAUAACCGUGAUACGUCCUACGGUUUGGCCGAUUGGGCGGACGGCGUCGGGAUCCGUCGAUACCCAUACUCCACCAACAUGACCACUAACCCCACCACCUAUGCCAUCAUCAAUCUUCCUAACUGGAGCCCCCUUAUACAUCGCAUUGGUUGUGUCUGGGGGAAUAUCCUUUACGAAAUCAUGUGGAACCUUGAAGAUAAGCACGGAUACCGGGAAGAGGUAUUCCCAAAGUUCAGGUCCGGAACCACGAUUCCAACCACCGGAAGGCACCUGGCCAUGAAGCUCGUCCUCGAGGGGAUGAAGCUUCAACCUUGUAACCCAACGUUUAUCACGGCUAGAGAUGCAAUCAUCGACGCCGACGGGAUUCUAACUGGAGGAGAGAACUUUUGUGAGUUGUGGAAGGGGUUUGCGUGAGUCCCCCUUAAAUGACCCCUCACACCGUAACGCACUAACCAGGAUUCAAUAGUAAACGCGGAGUUGGCGUCGAUGCUUCUCAAGGAAAGGGAGCUAAUGCAAGAGUGGAGAGCUUUGAUCUCCCCGAAAAUUGUAAGUAGGGGUUGUAGAAGCGGAUAUGAGAGUCUCAUCUGAGUAA